AACAUUAUCGCGAAAUAUAUUUCGACACUAUAUAACGCAAGCAAAAAUUGGAAGGACAUUAAAUCACAUCAGAACUUCAAGUUGUGACAAUCCUCUCGCCGUUUAGCCAAUAAUCUUUCACGAGAUCAACAAUCAUGAAGUGCAUCGCAGCUGUAGUCAUGAUGGCCUUGGCCGUUGUUGCUGAAGGAAAUGUAUUGUCCUACUCGGUCCCAUUGGCAUACUCCGUGCCCAAGACUACUGUUGUUCAACAGAACGUGGCUCCUCGGUACAUCUCAACUGUUCCAGUUACUACUUAUGGUGCUACUCCAAUAACCACCUACGCUGCUGCUCCAGUUGCUCCAAUCACCUACAACGUUCCACAGACCACCGUUGUCCAAUCGAAUGUCGUCCCACGUUAUGUGUCUCCGGUGGCUUACGCCGCCGCCCCAUCGGUGUUGGCCUACAACUCUGUCGAUUCGGAAAUCGUUGAAGCCACCCAAGUGGCCACUCCAGUUGCUACCGUCGUUGCCCAGCCAACGGUGGCCGUCAUUGCCCAGAAGGAAGCACGCUAUGUGGCCGCUAACCGAGGAGCCGUCCAUGAUGCCCCACUCGCUGGACACGCCAUCUCACAGCAGUCGCUCAAUCUGGAACCAGCUGCGGGAACCGUUUGAAGCGUUUGGCUAUAAGUACCUGAUCUGAACUAUGGCACUGAAAAUUGCGAAUUUAGUCAUCACAAAAUCCGAGAGAGUCAAAUAAAGUUCUAGUUGUUCAAAUGACGUAUAGGUGUAUUUUAUUUUUCAAAGCGUCGAACACAAUUUUGAAAAUAUUACAUAUUCGUAAUAAUUGUCCUUCUGCAUGCGGCAAUACUCUUCUUCAUAAUUACCAUGUUCCAUAAGUAUGCAAACAAAAGAUUAGUUAUUGACCAGAAUUUAUUCUUUAUAUUACCUAGGAAAAGCCUGUCAAUUGAAUUUUUUGGACCCAAUAAGCAAAGCGAGAAAGCAAGGCAUUUUUCGAAUUUAUUAACAUCAACGGUUUUGUUCAAAUCUUGCAUUUCAUAUAUCAACCCAGUAAUAUUGCUACAAAA
Messenger RNA from Armigeres subalbatus, 1063 nucleotides. Its product is annotated as adult cuticle protein 1-like. Bases 135 to 650 code for a protein of 171 amino acids. The record is from RefSeq and is a predicted model, not a curated record. The transcript has 2 exons. NCBI's taxonomy places the organism in Eukaryota, Metazoa, Arthropoda, Insecta, Diptera, Culicidae.